This is a messenger RNA of Exophiala viscosa, 1358 nucleotides long. Its product is annotated as Alpha/Beta hydrolase protein. Lineage: Eukaryota; Fungi; Ascomycota; Eurotiomycetes; Chaetothyriales; Herpotrichiellaceae. Gene Ontology annotation, molecular function: lipase activity. The transcript has a single exon. The record is from RefSeq and is a predicted model, not a curated record. Bases 201 to 1340 code for a protein of 379 amino acids.
CGUAUCCUUGAUGGUUUCAUCAUAGACAAUGUAGCCUCUCUAGCCUUUGGGCGUUUCCUAUUUCUUAUCUCGUCCAUCAAACGUCCAUCAAGGGAGUACGGUACAGUCGCCGGAUUACGCUCAAGACUUUCGUGUAUUUGAAGCACAAGCAUAUCUCUCGAAUUGCUAUCUGGUGGUUUGUCUCGCCACGUUCGACCUCCAUGGAGUCAACAAAUACAUCCUCGAUUGAAGUCACCACACGGUCAGACCUCUCUCUUCUCUACAAGGUUCUUCGCACCAUCAUCCGUCCACUCCGACCCCGUCUCGUCAAACCCGGCAAGCCCGCACCCUCUGAAUCUCAAAAACUCUCGCCACCAGAAAAGCGAGGAUGCAAGGUCAUCGAAUCGCGACGGGAAGGUAUUUGGGAAUAUACUUUCCGGCACUCAUCACAGCCAGCAUCCCAAGGAGGACAACCACUCCAUGACGGUGUUGCAAGGGUGGUGGAGGAACGAAAGCCGGCGAGCAAGAAGCAUCGCGUGUAUUACUUCUGCGGCGGCGGGUUUCAGUCGCCUCCCUCGAAUGAGCAUUGGCGAUUCAUCACGCAGGUUACUAAGGAUCUGGCGCAGUCUCAGGGACAGCACCGCGAAGUUGAGAUCACGGUGGUAUCGCAUCCUCUUGCGCCGGCGUCACCUGCCGCUGAGGCGUUGCCGGUGCUGCGGAAGUGGUUGGCCUCUGCACUGGUUGAGGCCAAUCUAGCUGGGGAUACGGUGACGUUGAUGGGAGAUAGUAGUGGUGGGAACAUUGCGCUGAGUUUGGGAUUUUGGGCAGUGGAGAACUAUAAGGCUCCUUCUGCAUCUGCCACGAGUGGUGAUGGUAAUGGUCUGCCCUUGGUGGCAGUCUUUGUAAUUUCGCCGGCUGUGGAUCUGAGGAAUGUCAAUCCUGGGAUUGAAGAGGUUGAUAGAUAUGAUCCGGUUUUGACGGUAGGAUUGACGAGCCAGGUUGCGAGGGCGUGGACGGGGAAUGUUGAGUCGAAGGGUCCGGUGCCGGGAAAGCCAGCGGCGAUGGAGAUGUCUAAUCCGACGGUGUCGCCUCUGUUACAGCCGGAGGAGAUGUUUAGGUUGAUGAGGGAUAGAGGAGUGAGUGUGCAUGGUGUGGUGGGUACGCAUGAUGUGCUUGCUCCGGAUGCAUUGGAGUUCAUGAGGAAGUGUGAACGAUUUGGGGUGAGAGGAAAAUGGUUGGUUUGGGAUGGGCAGAUGCAUUGUUUCCCGCUGGCGGGAGGGGGCGAGAUCGUUGGCUUGAGAGAAGGGAAAGAGGGGAGGAGGUGGGUUGAUGAGGUAUUGAGAGAGGAUGCAAGAGUGUAGGACAUGAAAUGCAUGGCU